Necator americanus (New World hookworm) is the source of this 1002-nucleotide messenger RNA. RefSeq lists its product as uncharacterized. Gene Ontology annotation, cellular component: lysosome. Gene Ontology annotation, molecular function: aspartic-type endopeptidase activity. The record is from RefSeq and is a predicted model, not a curated record. Lineage: Eukaryota; Metazoa; Nematoda; Chromadorea; Rhabditida; Ancylostomatidae. The transcript has 7 exons. Gene Ontology annotation, biological process: cell death; proteolysis. Bases 1 to 1002 code for a protein of 333 amino acids.
AUGCAACCUGUUAUCAUCGCUGCUUUACUAUUGAGAACAACUUUGGCUUUCUUCAUUCCUAUAAAACUAUCCCCAGUAAACAACGUCACAAAAGGAGGAGCACCGUUAUUCCAAAAUGGAAACAGCUUCUUCGUUACCAACAUCACUGUUGGAACACCUGCUCAGUUGUUUUCCGUGAUUGUGGAUACUGGCUCGGCCAAUUUCUGGAUCCCAGACAAGACGUGCACCACUUGCCAAGGCAAAAGGUUAUUCGACAGCCAGAGCUCAUCAUCGUAUUUGCGUACUAACAGAACGUGGAUGACAAGCAACCACUUUGGAGUAGCAGAAGGCUUUCUGGGAUUGGAUACUAUGCGGCUUGCCAUGGACGCUGCCGACAUGAUUGUCAUCCCAAACACCGAAAUUGGUCAAACGAUGGAGAUCCCAGCGUCUGUGUCAUCCACGAAUGGUGUUGACGGAGUGUUUGGGCUUGCAUUCGCAUCCAUAGCGAGUGGCAACGUUGUGCCCCCAGUAGUUAGAGGCAGCAACCAAGGUGAUAUCGUUCAACCCUUAUUCUCCAUUUGGCUUGAGGAAUUAUGGGAAACAUCCGACAACGGCACAGCUGGAGUGAUUUAUUACGGAGGUUCUUCGAAUAUGCUCACAUUCACAACAAUAUCGACGAUAAUCACAACGUCCGCAUUCAUCAAAGUGCCGGCAAGCAAUUUUGCUCGAAUAUUAAACACAUUAAACGUACCUGCAAGCAGCCCACUGCCGGCUCAGGUAGACUGUAAUUCUCAAUUGCAACUCGUAUUCGACUUUGGAAACCAACAACAAACGGUGACUCAAAGGAAUCUGAUCUUGGAAAAUGCUGACGGAAGUUGCAUUUUGGCAAUAAUGCCGACAGAUUCAAAUGGCUUUGACAUGGGAAUGAACAUCGAGCUUGGAAUACCGUUCCUGCGCGGACGCUGUACAUACUUUGAUAUGGACCAUGAAAGGGUUGGAUUCGCUGAUGCUAUUCAGCACUAA